Molecule: messenger RNA, 1701 nt
Organism: Aspergillus niger
Lineage: Eukaryota; Fungi; Ascomycota; Eurotiomycetes; Eurotiales; Aspergillaceae
Exons: 3
Coding region: 1-1701 (566 amino acids)
Biological process (GO): negative regulation of cell population proliferation; regulation of phosphatidylinositol 3-kinase/protein kinase B signal transduction; phosphatidylinositol 3-kinase/protein kinase B signal transduction
Cellular component (GO): plasma membrane; nucleus; cell projection
Molecular function (GO): protein tyrosine/serine/threonine phosphatase activity; phosphatidylinositol-3,4,5-trisphosphate 3-phosphatase activity; protein tyrosine phosphatase activity
Source: RefSeq, a predicted model, not a curated record
AUGGCGUCAAUCCUCCGGCAGAUUGUUGCCGGUCCCCGGUUACAACAUCCUGAAGCUGGUCUAGACUUGUGCUAUGUGACCGAUAACAUUAUCGCAACCUCCGGUCCCUCCUCCAACUACCCGCAACGCGCCUACAGAAACCCCCUGGACGAGCUCGUCAAAUUCCUCGACUCCAAACAUGAUUCGGACUGGUGCAUCUGGGAGUUCCGCGCCGAAGGCACCGGUUAUCCCGACUCAGAGGUCUACAAUCGCAUUCAUCACUACCCAUGGCCCGAUCACCAUCCGCCCCCGUUUGCGCUCAUCCCCGCCAUGACGGGCAGUAUGCGCAAUUGGAUUCAUCGACUCGAUGAGCCUGACAGCAAAGAUGAGAAGGAUAGGAAGAAAGAUAGGGUUGCGGUCGUUCAUUGCAAGGCCGGAAAAGGCCGUAGUGGCACCGUGGCCUGCAGCUACCUGAUCAGCCAGGAAGGGUGGAAGGCGGACGACGCGCUGCAGCGAUUCACCGAGCGGCGAAUGAGAGUCGGGUUCGGUGCUGGGGUGAGCAUCCCCAGUCAGCUGCGGUGGGUGGGAUACGUGGAUCAAUGGACCAACCAGAUGGGGAAGAACUAUAUCGAGCGGCCGGUGGAGAUCCUCGAGGUGCAUGUAUGGGGACUGAGAGACGGUGUCAAGGUCGCGGUGGAGGGAUUCGAGGACCACGGGAAGAAAAUCAAGAAGUACCAUCUCUUCCACCGGAGUGAGCGUACGGUAGUCGACGAUGGGAAGUCCAAGACGAUGCCCCCAGAUACAGUCACGAACGGCCAUACAAACGAUAACGACAUCAAGAAUCAGCCCAAAUCCGCUGUGACUUUUCCACCGAGAACAGAAGACAGUCCUCACUCAUCCACUGACGCUCCCGCGAGAACCGACACUCCUCCGAAACACGUCUCCGCCAUAGUCUUCCGUCCCAAGUCCCCCAUCACCAUCCCCACGUCCGAUGUAAACAUUGACUUCGAACGACGCAGCAAGGCCGCUUACACAGGCUGGGCCAUGGUGACUUCCAUCGCGCACGUCUGGUUCAACGCCUACUUCGAAGGCGGCGACCAGCACGACUCCGGCGUCUUCGAAGCCGAAUGGGACGCCCUCGACGGCAUCAAAGGCACAACACGCAAGGGCGUGAAAGCCUUGGACCGUGUGAAAGUCGUCUGGCGAUACGCCAACCAACCAGGCACUUCCCACCCCGACACAGGGCGACCCAUUUCCGAGCCGAAGCCCGGCGAACCGAUUCCAGAAACUCAGCCACCAGAUUGGCACAUUCAUGGCACUGGCACUGGCACUGGCUCCAACUCUGGUACUGAUAGCCCACGAGACCAAGAAGACGAGAACACACCUCCUCUACCACCAUCUAAAGAACUAGAAGCCGACAAGAUUUCCGACUCUGAACCAGACAGCAGCUCAACCAAACAUAAACAUAAAGCCAAACAUACUACUCAUGACCACGAACACGAUCAUCCCCUCCUCUCAGACCUCAGCACCGCAGCCGCAACCGCCGUGUCUUCAAUACCGGGACUAGGCAAGCAGCUCGGACUCCGCAAACAAACCGACGAAAGCAAAGACGUGAGUCUUGCGGGAAGUAGCGAAGAUGAGUCAGGGAGAAGUUCUGCUGCUCCUUCGCAGGCGAAGAAAAAUACGAAGAAGGAGUGGUCGUCUGUUGAUGAGGGUAAAUAA